This is a messenger RNA of Spirodela intermedia, 2435 nucleotides long. Lineage: Eukaryota; Viridiplantae; Streptophyta; Magnoliopsida; Alismatales; Araceae. The record is from the annotation of a GenBank genome assembly.
AUGAGGCAGCCGGGGUACAUCACGCUCCCGAUCAUUGUGGUUCUCCUUUCGAUUGGGUAUCUGUACUAUGCUACGGUCUUUGUCGUGAUCGAUGGCUGGCUGGGGCUGGGGACUGCACCGGGGCUCGCAAACGCCGCGGUUUUCUCUGGCCUUGGGGUAAUCUGCGUCGGCACCUACGUGACGGCCGUCCGCCGCGACCCUGGCCACGUGCCCUCGUCCUACACCCCUGACAUCGAGGACCCCGGAGUGUCCAUCCAUGAGAUCAAGAGAAAGGUGUGAUUUCUUCCUGCUUUGUCUACUUCUAUCCCCGACAUUUCCGAUUAGUUUUCUCUACUAUUAGCCUUCUGCUAACUAGAUCGGGGUGUUCUUUAGGUUAGUGAUAGUUGGAGCUGUUCCCGAGCAUGGGGUGCCAGAUCAUGGCCGGGAUGUUUUUGUGUCUGGCUCAUUCAGGGAAAAAUCGUUUUCUGAACUAUCAUCUACUGUGUACUCUGCAUACUUCCUAAGGGAUGCUCAGCCGCGGUUUCGCCAUCUGCCGGGUAUCUCAUAUUGUGUGUUCUUUUGUUGUGUGCGUUGGUAGGUCCGUACGGGGUGAAAAUAUUUUUCAUUUUUCAUUACCAUUGGGAGUGAUAAUCAGCUUUAUACACACAUUGAAGACAUUAACCGCGAGGGUUUUGUUUCCUCAGUUAAAACGGCAUUGCCCAGAAGUGAGGUCCUCCAAACUACUUGUUACGGUAGUAAUCAGAGUGAAAUGCGAGUAGGCAAUCUGCAAAAAAUUACUGGGCACUGCCUUAGUGGAAGAUUUUUAGUUCUUGAUAGGUGAUUAGUACCUACCAAUCAUUUUUGCAAUGAGAGGGAAAAUGUUGACCAACUUUUUUAGCAAAAAAAUUGCAUAGGUGAUCAGCACCAAUCAUAUAUUGUUAUUUCUGCUCUCCUAACUAUCUAUCAGUAUAUGGGAUUUUAUUUCCAACUUUUUUUCUGCAGCAGGUUAAAAUUUUCUCAUGGUUAUCAAUCGAUUCCUUUCUUUGCAUUACUUCAAACUCUUGUCUGUGGCAUAUAUAAUGGAUGUUUAUAUUUUUUAGUUCUUAAGUUUGUUCUUGGUGUAAAUUGCUAGCCUUUUUAUGUUGUUUUUCCCUGUCAGAGUGGUGAUCUGAGGUAUUGUCAGAAGUGCUCUCACUAUAAACCUCCCAGGGCACAUCAUUGUCGGGUUUGCAAAAGGUGUAUCUUGAAAAUGGUAUGCACUGUCGCUUCACUUAUCCAUAUUUAUUCCUGGCAAAAUCUGAGGAGAUUACACAGGGAGGGGGAACAUUUUUCUUGCAGGAUCAUCAUUGUAUCUGGAUUAAUAACUGCGUUGGACAUGGCAAUUACAAGGUCUUCUUUGUCUUUCUGCUGCAUGCAGUGAUUGCCUGUACACACUCCAUGGUAUUGGAUGCAUUUAAUUUUUUUAAUUGAAUAUUAGAAUGUCGUAUUUAAGGAAACUUGUAAUUCCCUAAGUGAGGAUGCACACUAUCAGGUCUUGCUUGUGGGCAGUACCGCACAUGAUUUUCAUGGAGACCAGCGACAAACCGAAGGUUCUUCCAGAAUUUCAUAUGUAAGCCGUAAAGAUUGAUAUAUUUUUCGUGUUGAUGUGUUGCUGAUCGAUACCUUAAUCAGAUAAUAUGUGGGGUGCUGCUAUUUCCCUUAACUUUGGCCCUGAUCAUACUGCUGGGAUGGCACAUUUAUCUGAUCUUACAGAACAAGACGACUAUUGAGGUUUGUGAGUCUACUGGUAAUUCAUCAGGAGCGCCUUGAUUGAGAUUCCUUAACGUUAAUUGCAUUAUUCAGUAUCAUGAAGGUGUCAGAGCGAUGGGCCUGGCGCAGGAGAAUGGAAAUGACUACCAGCACCCAUACGAUCUUGGUGCCUAUGAGAACCUCGUCUCGGUGAGCAUUGCCGUUUUGUUCUUGUUCUUAUGGAUACGGCAGACAUGUCGGGAAGUCAAUGUUUUCAGUGUCCCAUUUGCUUUUAAGCAAUGCCUUUAAGAUGCCUAGAAGGUGGAAGACAUCUCCAUUGUCCAAAGGCUGAUAAUCUCCAUAUGUUCUUAGAUUAGUCAACGGAGGAUGGAGGCUGGCCUUUAGAUCAGCAGCCUAAGUGACAUGAGAUAAUAGCCUGAAGGGUACCAUGGGUCCUACAUAAUGCGCUUCUGGGAAGUAUUUUCCAUCGACGUGCAUAUGAUUGAGAAGGAAAAUUGACUAAAGUUUUGGUCGGAGGGUGGAAAAUCUUGAAUGAUAAUCUGAUCAACACUUUUUUAUACUAACCCGCGCAAUGGCUUCCACCUGUUUUCGUUCAGAUACUGGGACCGAGCGUAUGGUGUUGGAUAUGUCCCACCUCUGGGCACAUCGGAUCGGGUCUCCAUUUCCGGACAUUCUACGACCUUAGACUCUCCAGGGCAUCAAGCUGA